Chlorella variabilis is the source of this 739-nucleotide messenger RNA. RefSeq names its product expressed protein. Lineage: Eukaryota; Viridiplantae; Chlorophyta; Trebouxiophyceae; Chlorellales; Chlorellaceae. The transcript is spliced from 3 exons. The annotation marks the transcript as partial. The record is from RefSeq and is a predicted model, not a curated record.
CUUGUCUGGGUCAUACACUAUUGUUUCAACCCAUCGCCCAGAACUGGGUUGAAGGCGGCGCCUGGUCUUUGUCGCCACCAUGAACUUCGUCCAGCCUGCUCCGGUGGACCAGGUGCCUGACGGGCUCGCUGCGGAACCUGACCAAGUAGACCAAGUCCUGAAGCAGUUGGUUGAUCGAUGCGUGGUGGACGUGGCUGCACGCGCAGGUGGCGGGGCGGGCCUCCCAAGUGGUCAGCUGUUUAUGGACUUCGUCAAUACGGCUGGGUGGGCCAUAGGCGAACCUGAAGUGGCUGGUCGGCUGACGCAGGGCAUCCUUCAGGUUGUGCAGCCUGCCGUGGGUCCCGCUGUGCAGCAGGCGAUGCAGCAGCAGGGCAUCCAGGAGACGGUGCAGCAGGCAGCGGGGCCCGCUGUGCAGCAGGCGGUACAGCAGGAGCUGCAGCAGGUGAUGCAGGGGAUCCAGCAGGGGCUGCUGGCGCUGCAGCAGGGGCAGCACGCGCUGCAGCAGGGGCAGCAGGGGCUGCAGCAGGGGCAGCAGUUCCUUCUGCAAGCUGUGCAGGGGCUGCAGCAGGGGCAGCAGGAGCUGCAGCAGGGGCAGCAGGAGCUGCAGCAGGGGCAGCAGGAGCUGCAGCAGGGGCAGCAGGAGCUGCGGCAGAUGCUAGUCGGCGCCCACAACCUUGCUGCUCGGGUGCACAACCGCGAUGCGCGCGAGGACGGCCCGCUGCAGCCGCUGCGCAAUGAC